Messenger RNA from Xiphias gladius (swordfish), 4484 nucleotides. It is a transcript of the gene dlgap2a, whose product is annotated as discs, large (Drosophila) homolog-associated protein 2a. The coding region runs from base 315 to 3542 and encodes 1075 amino acids. NCBI's taxonomy places the organism in Eukaryota, Metazoa, Chordata, Actinopteri, Istiophoriformes, Xiphiidae. The transcript is spliced from 14 exons. Gene Ontology annotation, biological process: signaling. The record is from RefSeq and is a predicted model, not a curated record. Gene Ontology annotation, cellular component: postsynaptic specialization; glutamatergic synapse. Gene Ontology annotation, molecular function: molecular adaptor activity.
CAGCACUGACAGCGAGGGAGGGGACCUGAAGACCUGGUCCCGCUGCGCCAAUUUCCAUUCAAAAUAAUGAAGUGUGAUGAAUGUGAUGCACCGGGCUACAGCUCCCCACGUGUUUGGAUGCUGUAAUAACAGCGGUCUUGGGCGUGCGCACACCAAGCCAGCUGUAGGACGGGGUGAAAGCGAGACGAGAAUACCAAACAGGCACCUCAUGGCUCAGCAUCAGCACCGGACUGAGUUAGGAUUUGCGCACCCUCCAAACUUGGCUUGGGACCUCAGCAUGUGAACGGGCUUUGCAGGAGGAGGAUCCACCUAGAAUGUCAGCUCUGAAGAAGGUGUUGCCAGGCAUACUGCAGAAGCAUUGCUGUAUCUUACCAGACAGGAACACAGGUGUGAAGAGGUUGCUGAUGAAAUUGAAGAGCAGGGAGAUAUACUCAGACCAGCAGUAUUCAUGGUCGCCCUCGCAGUACUUCGAUGAGGACAGCUACUCCCCUCCACCCAGGAACAUGAAGGGUCUCUCCGGUGGCCGACCUGCCCACCUUCAGCUCACCUCUCCAACUUCAACCCACACCUGCGGUGUGGCUGAAUGUGACCAUUCCCUUGACCACCACCUCCAUCAUGGCGACUCACGGCCCCCCUCCUACCUCCUCAGCCCCACUGAGAGCUGCCCCCUUGAGGGUCACCACCGCUGUUCCCCACGGAGCUCCAUCCACUCUGAGUGCAUGGUAAUGCCGGUGUCAAUGUCGGCCACUGACCACUCCAUCUCUAGUAGCACUUUCCCCCGCAUGCACUAUGGCAGCGCUUCACGGGACAGCGGUGGAAACACUUCUGGUGGGAGGGACUCCCGAGACGACGGUGGUUCAUCCUCACAUGGUGGCAGCGGCAAAAUGAACCGAAUCCCAGCAAACCUACUGGACCAGUUCGAAAAGCAGAUGCCAGUGCACCGGGAUGGCUUCCACACAUUGCAGUACCAACGCACCUCCACCACAACCACAACUACAGAGCAGCGCAAUGAAAGCCCUGGGCGAAUACGCCACUUAGUUCACUCGGUACAGAAGCUUUUCACAAAGUCACACUCUCUAGAAGGAUCCUCCAAGAUGAAUGGUACCAAAAGCGACUCGCACCGGGACAGCUCACACCACCACCAUCACCACCACCAAGGCCACCACAAACACAGCAAACGCAGCAAGAGCAAAGACCGUAAAUCUGAAGGUAGUGGCAAGCAACGCUCUGGAGGUUGGUGGAGCUCGGACGAUAACCUGGACAGUGACAGUACGUACAGAACACCGAGCAUCAUGUCGCGGCAUCCUGUGGACCACAUCAGCCACUACUACCCGGAUUCCAUGCACAGCCACCUGGCAGGAGACCUGUCGCUAAAGACCUCCAAGAGUAACAAUGACGUCAAGUGCUCAGCAUGCGAGAGCAUAAGCAUGGCACCAGAGGGCAAGUUCAUGAAGAGGAGCUCCUGGUCCACGCUAACGGUCAGCCAAGCCAAGGAGGCCUACAGGAAGUCUUCACUCAACCUGGAGAAACCCAUGACACCCACUGACCUCAAGCCCAACCUCAGACCCUGUCACUAUCUACAGGUGCCCCAGGAUGAGUGGGGGGGUUACCCUGGUGGCGGUAAGGAUGACGAGAUCCCUUGUCGUCGGAUGCGGAGCAGCAGCUAUGUUAAAGCCAUGGGGGAUGAGGAGAGCGGAGAGUCGGACUCCAGCCCCAAGACAUCGCCUCAGAAGUCGGUGCGGCCAGACGCCCUGGUCAAGGCCAUCAUCAGACCCAGGGACCUGUUGGACUCUCAGAGUCAGAGCUACCAUUUGCAAGCCACCAGGGACAUGCACCCAAGCAUUGCCCUGGAUCCCUCUGCCAACUACAACUCGCCCAAGUUUCGCUCCAGGAACCAGAGCUAUAUGCGGGCUGUCAGCACCCUCAGUCAGGCUAGCUGUGUUAGCCAAGUGAGUGAAACAGAAAUAAAUGGCCAGUUUGAGUCCGUGUGCGAGUCGGUGUUCAGUGAGGUGGAGUCCCAGGCCAUGGAGGCUUUGGACCUCCCCGGCUGCUUCCGAACCCGGAGUCACAGCUACCUGCGAGCCAUCCAGGCUGGCUACUCCCAAGACGAUGACUGCAUCCCCCCCAUGGCCUCCACUGUCACCUCCACUAUCAGGUCCACCACAGCCAUCACCUACACACCCAACUACAAGAAGACCCCUCCUCCGGUCCCACCGCGCACCACCUCCAAACCCCUCAUCUCCAUCACAGCCCAGAGCAGCACUGAGUCCACCCAGGAUGCUUACCACGAGGGGAGGCACCCUCAUGAUGGGAUGUGGGCCCCUGAUGGUCUCAGUAUGGGGCUGAGCCCAGGCAGGGCCCUCUAUAACUCAACCGACAGCCUGGACAGUGCCAAGGCCGUGACUAUAGCCAUGGAGGCGGCCGGAGUCAUGGCUGGGAAAAGACAUCCGUCCACAGACAGCCACAGCUCGGUGCUCACCUGCGACAAGGCCAUCCUUGUGUCCAAGGCUGAGGAGUACCUCAAGACACCGCGAUCGUCCAUAGGGAUACAGGUGGAAGCGGCCACGGACUCUGAAUCUGAGAGCAAAGGCUCACGGGAAUACCACUCUGUUGGGAUCCAAGUCGAAGAUGACAAGAAAGGACAGGGCAGGUUCAAACGCUCCAACAGUGUGACUGCAGCUGUGCAGGCAGACAUGGAGUUGGAGGGCUUCCCUACCAUGGAGGACAAAGGCCUGCAGUUUGGUGGGGGGUUCCAGCGUCACUCAGAGCCCAGCACGCCCACGCAGUAUGGGGCUGUGCGAACCGUACGCACCCAGGGACUCUUCAGCUACCGUGAAGACUACCGUACCCCUGCUGAACCCCCCAGCCCCAGGGAGACGACCAGUGAGACCACCUGGCAGCUGGAACCCCCCUCCCCGCGGGAGAGCGCGGUCUCAGGCGAGUCGGGCAGGGCAUCCCCUUCCCUGCGGAGGGAUGGGAGCUGGUUCAUGCAACUGCUCCACACAGAGACCAAGAGGAUGGAGAGCUGGUGUAAAGAGAUGGAGGCAGAAGCUGAAGAGAAUGACCUGUCAGAGGACAUCCUAGGCAAGAUCCGAAGUGCAGUGGGAAGCGCUCAGCUGCUCAUGUCGCAGAAAUUCCAGCAAUUCUACUGGCUCUGUCAGCAAAACCUGGACCCCAGUGCCAUGCCGCGGCCCACCUCUCAGGACCUGACUGGGUUCUGGGACCUACUGCAGCUCUCCAUCGACGACGUAACCAUGAAGUUUGACCAGCUGCAGCAGAUCAAGAACAACAACUGGAGGCCCGUUGACAGCCCAGAGAAGAAGGUGAGGAGAAAGCCACCAGCUCCUGUACCAAAGAAGACGGUUCGACAGAAGAGUGCAGUGACAAGGGAGAAAUCCUUGGACCUCCCAGAUAGGCACCGACAGGAGGCUCGUCGGCGGCUCAUGGCAGCCAAGCGGGCAGCCUCCUUCCGGCAGAACUCCGCCUCGGAGCGAGCGGACAGCAUCGAGAUCUAUAUUCCCGAGGCUCAGACUAGACUUUGAGAAGAUAGGGUCAGGGGCCAACGCGUCUCCCUGCUCCCAUGUUCAAACAACUUUAAAACUAGCCUUUUUUCUAGACUGCUACUCUCUUAACUCUUCCUUUAUCCAUCUGUUGUCUGAUCGCAAUAGCCAUCCUCAGUGCCCAUCACCAUCGGUCUGUAGGAUGUGCCAAGCCUCUUCUCCCAUUGCAAGAAUAAGUGUUAGCAGAUGUAUGUCUGACAUGGGUUGGUUGGGUUUCUCCUUGGUUUGCUGGUGAUCAAGAUACCCAGCCUACAAGCUCUCUCAUCCAAUGUCCUGGAUGGGUACAUCUGUAGUUUUUCAGCAUUUGCAAAGUGCCAUUUAAAAAGUGCAGCUUUGAAAACCUACCAGCAACCAGGCCUUUGAGCUAAAAAGAGUAAAUGAGAGAAAUUAUAUUUAUUUCAAGUUGUUCAAAAAUGGUCAAAGUUAGGAAACCUUCAGUAUUUUUAAAUAAUUUAAGGUUACAUUGUGACUCUUUUUUUUCUCUGUUCUUUUUGGAGUAAAUGUUAAUUACAAGCUAAAUAUCACAAAAUUGUUGUAAAUUCAAAACUUUGAAAAGUGCCAAUGCUUGAAAUACCUCAACCACGUGCAUGUGGCACUGAUCACCCAUUCAAGGUUAUUCAGGCAGCCCUUAUAAGCUCUGGACUGGUCAGUGUUGAAAAAAUGCAGCUUUCUACCCAAUCUGGUUGCAGUCAAACAUUUUUCAUGGUCUGGAUUGGUGGAAGAAGGACAUCUGUCAGCUCAUUUAACAUGCACAUUUCAAACAACCUUACUAUAUAUCUCAUGUUCCUGUUGCCAACUUUCAAAUAUUGACAUUUACUUGAAGCGGAAAACAUGCAAGUCUUGUGCCAACAUUUUCAUUAUGUCAAUGCAGUAGAAUAAAUACUAUGAAGGUUUGUGUAACUCCUUAGAUCAAAAUGUGUAGAC